AUGGAUCUUGUUGAUGACUGUUUAAAACUGGCCAGACAGUGCCAACUUUCAGUGCUUGUUGCAGAUAUAGAGGAUAGAAUGAAGAAAACAUUGUCGUGGGAAAGCACCAAACCUGGAGUGAGUGUGACGACUCUGGUAGUUGACCCGGCAGAUGGAGGGGAUAUCCUCAAGCAGAAUCUGGCUCAGCUUGCACAAUGCUCCAUGCCAGCAGAUCUCACAUCCUGGGUUGUGGGCGAACUUCCAUUUGAUGCCGAAGCAGUGCCACUUUCCUACCCUGAUGUGUGUUUCAUAGUAAAGGACCGUCAGUUUAUGUGUCAUAAGGCGUUUUUCUGCGGAAGAAGUGACUAUUUUAAAGCCCUACUGGAGGAUCAUUUUGGUGAAAACAAGUGCAGUGAAAAUAUCCCAGUGGUUUACCUUCAUGACAUUUCUAUCGACAUUUUCGUUCGCAUUCUUACAUAUAUAUAUUCUGAUUCAUGCGAGCUAAAUUCUGAUAUUGUUGGUGAUGUCCUAAUGUUUGCUGACAUGUUUCUGCUGCCGGGACUCAAGAGGUUGUGUGGGACGUCAAUGAUCCGUUAUGUGGAUUUAUCCAAUGUAGUGUCUAUGAUCAGAACCUCUAGGUUGUUUUGCCUGCCGAGACUUGAAACUCACUGUGCUGAGUUUAUCGCUGACAAUUUAACAAAGGUGGUUCAAAGUGAGGAUUUCAAAGAGCUGGUGCUGGAGGAUGCCCGAAACGUCAAGGGGAGAGAAGAAACAGACUCAAUCGACAUUGUGGAUGAGAUUCGAUAUUAUAUAUCCAGUUUUGUUCUAACAUUCAGUGACAUGGAGGAGGCUAAUGAGAAGUUGCGAGUGAUUGAUGAUCUGCUUGAAGAAUUAGAUAUUGAGGGUUGA
Messenger RNA from Candidula unifasciata, 888 nucleotides. NCBI's taxonomy places the organism in Eukaryota, Metazoa, Mollusca, Gastropoda, Stylommatophora, Geomitridae. The record is from the annotation of a GenBank genome assembly.